Molecule: messenger RNA, 1958 nt
Organism: Durio zibethinus
Lineage: Eukaryota; Viridiplantae; Streptophyta; Magnoliopsida; Malvales; Malvaceae
Product: laccase-7-like
Biological process (GO): lignin catabolic process
Cellular component (GO): apoplast
Molecular function (GO): hydroquinone:oxygen oxidoreductase activity; copper ion binding
Source: RefSeq, a predicted model, not a curated record
UUCCUUACAAAGAAUUCGAUUAUCUGAUCUUCCACCCUUCUCUUCCUUCAUCUUUGGCUUGAGCUAGCCCUUCAAUUGAAAUGGGGCGCCCUAUUUUCUUGUUUGCUUACGCUUUGCUUCUUCUUCUGGCUGCUUCAACAGCUUCAGCUGAAGAAAUAGUGGAGCACACAUUCUAUGUGCAAAAUUUGACUGUUAAUAAGCUAUGCAACAGCCAAGUGAUUACUGCAGUAAAUGGUGGCCUCCCUGGCCCAACAAUCAACGUUCAAGAGGGUGACAUAGUUAUUGUUCAUGUCUUUAAUAAGUCACCUUACAACUUGACCAUUCACUGGCAUGGAAUUUUUCAGAAACUGAGUGGCUGGGCAGAUGGACCUAACAUGGUCACUCAGUGUCCAAUUCUCCCAGGAAGUAAAUACACCUACAAAUUCGGAAUCAUUAAACAGGAGGGAACCCUCUGGUGGCAUGCUCAUGCCUCUUGGCUCCGUGCCACCGUCCACGGUGCACUCAUCAUCCGCCCCAAAGCCGGCCACUCUUACCCAUUCCCUAAGCCCUACAAGGAAGUUCCCAUCCUCUUAGGUGAGUGGUGGAAUGCUAAUGUCAUUGAUGUGGAGAACCAGGCGCUUGCCACUGGCGCUGCUGCUAACAUUUCUAAUGCCUACACAAUAAAUGGACGGCCUGGUGAUCUAUACGCAUGCUCUCAAAACAAUAUGUACAAGCUUAAGGUGGAGCAAGGGAAGACCUAUCUCUUACGUAUUAUCAACGCUGCACUCAACAACCAGCUUUUCUACAAGAUAGCCAAUCAUAAUGUGACAGUCGUUGCCGUUGACGCCGGCUACACCAAACCUUAUGUCACCGACGUCGUGGUUACCGGCCCUGGGCAGACAGUCGACGUUCUGCUAACCGCCGAUCAGCCGGUCGGGUCGUAUUACAUGGCCGCAAGACCAUAUGCAAGCGCAACUGGUGUGCAGUUUGAUAAUACUACAACGAGGGGCGUCGUCGUCUAUGAUGGUGCCCCAUCUUCAGCACCGCCGCUAAUGCCAGCCCUCCCUGCAUUCAAUGACACCCCCACGGCCAACAAGUUUUACACCAACAUUACCGGAUUGGUUGGCGGGCCUCACUGGGUCCCCGUCCCACGUAACGUGGACUACAAAAUGUUCGUCACCGUUGGGUUGGGGCUCGAGCUUUGCCCAGCAAACACUACUUGCCAGGGUCCGGUCAAUGGGACGAAAUUCUCUGCCAGCAUGAAUAAUGAAUCCUUCGUGUUACCCACCAGCUUGUCUAUGUUGCAAGCCUUUUUCUUCAACGUCGGUGGAGUUUACACCACUGAUUUCCCUGCCAAGCCCCCAAUUCAAUUUGACUACACCAACGCUAGCAUUAACAACAACCUACCGUUGUUGUUUGCUCCAAAAACAACCAAGGUCACCAAGCUCAAGUUCAACUCGACUGUACAGAUGAUCUUGCAGAACACAGCUUUCAUUGGAGUGGAGAAUCAUCCCAUUCACAUCCAUGGCUUAAACUUUCAUGUAUUGGCUCAAGGGUUCGGAAACUAUAACCCUGCCACCGAUAGAAAGAAGUUCAAUUUUAUCAACCCACAAAUGCGCAACACUAUUGGCGUGCCAGUAGGAGGAUGGGCUGUCAUCAGAUUCAGACUUAAUAAUCCAGGUGUAUGGUUAAUGCAUUGCCACCUAGACACGCACUUGCCAGUGGGCCUGGCCACCGCCUUCGUGGUUGAAAACGGACCAACUCCGGAUACAAUCUUGCCUCCACCGCCGGUAGAUCUACCACAAUGCUAGGGACAGUUGAUCGAUGAAAGACGUUGAAGUUCUCCUUGACGAUGAUAAUAAUUUCAAGAUUGCAUUUCACAUUCACUAUUUCAAGGCAAUAUAUUCUCGAUGUAAUAAAUGAUAUUAUUCAUUAACCUAUUCUUGUCAAAAGUCAAAACUCUAAUAAAAUUCCUUUAA